This is a messenger RNA of Suillus subaureus, 261 nucleotides long. RefSeq lists its product as uncharacterized. The transcript has a single exon. The annotation marks the transcript as partial. NCBI's taxonomy places the organism in Eukaryota, Fungi, Basidiomycota, Agaricomycetes, Boletales, Suillaceae. The record is from RefSeq and is a predicted model, not a curated record.
AAAAUUGGAACGAUACAGAGAAGAUUAGCAUGGCCCCUGCACAAGGAUGACACGCUUUCCCGGAGUGGUAGACCUACGGGUCUCAAUAUUUAUUAUUUCUUUUUCCAAAGGUUUGUGGGUUGCUCGUCCCUUGCGCAGACCUUGUGUGAAGGUUGGCUUGGCUGCCAGCAGUACCCAGGAAGGUCAGCAUCAAGGUUAUAUUUGAUUCAUUGUCUACGCAACAUUUCCGGAAAUCCUUCUGUUAACCAUAACCCUAUGUAG